CCUGCAACGUGUCUCUGGGGCGGAGGCAGCGGCGGCCGAGUUCGCUGCGCGCGGGUGGGGGCUGCCUGUCUCUUCGCUGGUGUCCAUCUCUCUCGCCUGGCGCUCGCGUCCCCACGGGCCGCCCCAGCCCUCGCCAUGUCGUACAACUACGUGGUAACGGCCCAGAAGCCCACCGCCGUGAAUGGCUGCGUGACCGGACAUUUUACUUCAGCUGAAGACUUGAACCUGUUGAUUGCCAAAAACACGAGAUUAGAAAUAUAUGUGGUCACCGCCGAGGGGCUUCGGCCAGUCAAAGAGGUGGGCAUGUACGGGAAGAUCGCCGUUAUGGAGCUUUUCAGGCCCAAGGGGGAGAGCAAGGACCUUCUGUUCAUCCUGACGGCCAAGUACAAUGCCUGCAUCCUGGAGUAUAAACAGAGUGGCGAGAGCAUCGAUAUCAUAACACGGGCCCACGGCAACGUCCAGGACCGUAUUGGCCGCCCCUCAGAGACGGGCAUUAUCGGCAUCAUCGACCCGGAGUGCCGGAUGAUCGGCCUGCGACUCUACGACGGCCUCUUCAAGGUCAUUCCACUAGACCGGGACAAUAAGGAGCUCAAGGCCUUCAACAUCCGCCUGGAGGAGUUACACGUCAUCGAUGUCAAGUUUCUCUAUGGUUGCCAGGCACCUACCAUCUGCUUCGUCUACCAGGACCCUCAGGGGCGGCAUGUCAAAACCUAUGAGGUGUCUCUCCGAGAGAAGGAGUUCAAUAAGGGCCCUUGGAAGCAGGAGAACGUCGAGGCAGAGGCGUCCAUGGUGAUCGCAGUCCCAGAGCCCUUUGGAGGGGCCAUCAUCAUUGGGCAGGAAUCGAUCACCUAUCACAAUGGUGACAAAUACCUGGCAAUCGCCCCUCCGAUCAUCAAGCAAAGCACAAUUGUGUGUCACAAUCGUGUGGACCCCAACGGCUCCCGCUACCUGCUGGGAGACAUGGAAGGACGGCUCUUCAUGCUGCUGCUGGAGAAGGAGGAGCAGAUGGAUGGCACCGUCACCCUAAAGGAUCUGCGGGUGGAACUCCUCGGAGAGACCUCGAUUGCUGAGUGCUUGACAUACCUUGAUAAUGGUGUUGUGUUUGUCGGGUCUCGCCUCGGGGACUCCCAGCUUGUGAAGCUCAAUGUUGACAGCAAUGAACAAGGUUCCUACGUAGUGGCCAUGGAAACGUUUACCAACUUAGGACCCAUUGUGGACAUGUGCGUGGUGGAUCUGGAGAGGCAGGGGCAGGGACAGCUGGUCACUUGCUCUGGGGCUUUCAAGGAAGGUUCCUUGCGGAUCAUCCGGAACGGAAUUGGAAUUCACGAGCAUGCCAGCAUUGACUUACCAGGCAUCAAAGGCCUGUGGCCACUUCGGUCCGAUCCUACCCGGGAAACUGACGACACUUUGGUGCUGUCUUUCGUGGGCCAGACAAGAGUGCUCAUGCUGAACGGAGAGGAGGUGGAGGAGACUGAACUCAUGGGCUUUGUGGAUGACCAGCAGACUUUCUUCUGCGGCAACGUGGCUCACCAGCAGCUUAUCCAGAUCACUUCGGCGUCUGUGAGGUUGGUUUCUCAAGAGCCCAAAGCCCUGGUGAGUGAGUGGAAAGAGCCUCAGGGCAAGAACAUCAGCGUGGCGUCCUGCAACAGCUGCCAGGUGGUGGUGGCCGUGGGCAGGGCGCUCUACUACCUGCAGAUCCACCCUCAGGAGCUCCGGCAGGUCAGCCACAUGGAGAUGGAGCACGAAGUGGCCUGCUUGGACAUCACCCCCUUGGGAGAGAGCAAUGGGAUGUCGCCUCUCUGUGCCAUUGGCCUAUGGACAGACAUCUCGGCCCGGAUUCUGAAGCUGCCCUCCUUUGAGCUCUUGCACAAGGAGAUGCUCGGUGGAGAGAUCAUCCCUCGGUCCAUCUUGAUGACCACCUUCGAGAGUAGCCACUACCUCCUUUGUGCCUUGGGAGACGGGGCCCUUUUCUACUUCGGGCUCAGUGUGGAGACAGGCCUGUUGAGCGACCGUAAGAAGGUGACUCUGGGCACCCAGCCCACCGUCCUGAGAACUUUCCGUUCUCUUUCUACCACCAACGUCUUUGCUUGCUCUGACCGCCCCACUGUCAUCUACAGCAGCAACCACAAGUUGGUCUUCUCCAACGUCAACCUCAAGGAAGUGAACUACAUGUGUCCCCUCAAUUCGGAUGGCUACCCCGACAGCCUGGCCCUGGCCAACAACAGCACGCUCACCAUCGGCACCAUCGACGAGAUCCAGAAGCUGCACAUCCGCACGGUUCCCCUCUACGAGUCUCCCAGGAAAAUCUGCUACCAGGAAGUGUCGCAGUGCUUCGGGGUCCUUUCCAGCCGCAUUGAGGUCCAGGACACCAGUGGGGGCACGACUGCCCUGAGGCCCAGUGCCAGCACCCAGGCCCUGUCCAGCAGCGUCAGCUCCAGCAAGCUCUUCUCCAGUAGCACGGCCCCCCACGAGACCUCCUUCGGAGAAGAGGUGGAGGUCCACAACCUGCUCAUCAUCGACCAGCACACCUUCGAAGUGCUUCAUGCCCACCAGUUUCUGCAGAACGAGUACGCCCUCAGCCUGGUCUCCUGCAAGCUGGGCAAAGACCCCAACACCUACUUCAUCGUGGGCACAGCCAUGGUGUACCCCGAGGAGGCAGAGCCCAAGCAGGGCCGGAUCGUGGUCUUUCAGUACUCGGAUGGAAAGCUGCAGACUGUGGCCGAGAAGGAGGUGAAGGGGGCCGUGUACUCGAUGGUGGAGUUUAAUGGGAAGCUGUUAGCCAGCAUCAAUAGCACGGUGCGGCUGUACGAGUGGACCACGGAGAAGGAGCUGCGCACCGAGUGCAACCACUACAACAACAUCAUGGCCCUCUACCUGAAGACCAAGGGCGACUUCAUCCUGGUGGGCGACCUGAUGCGCUCCGUGCUGCUGCUCGCCUACAAGCCCAUGGAGGGCAACUUCGAAGAGAUCGCACGAGACUUUAACCCCAACUGGAUGAGCGCUGUGGAAAUCUUGGAUGAUGACAAUUUCCUGGGGGCCGAGAAUGCGUUUAACUUGUUUGUGUGUCAGAAGGACAGCGCUGCCACCACCGACGAGGAACGGCAGCACCUGCAGGAAGUCGGGCUUUUCCACCUGGGCGAGUUCGUCAAUGUCUUCUGCCACGGCUCCCUGGUCAUGCAGAAUCUGGGCGAGACGUCCACCCCCACCCAAGGCUCGGUGCUCUUUGGCACAGUCAAUGGCAUGAUCGGGCUGGUGACCUCACUGUCGGAGAGCUGGUACAACCUCCUGCUGGACAUGCAGAAUCGACUCAAUAAGGUCAUCAAAAGCGUGGGCAAGAUCGAGCACUCCUUAUAUCCUUGCCAGAGAUGUCCCUAGCCGGGAAGCGUGUCCUGCUGCUGAAAGCCGCCCUCCCUUUGGAAGGGGCUUGUCUGGACUUGGGGAACAAGCUUGAUUUUUUUUUUUUUUUUUUUUUAAUUUAUGUGUUUUGCCACACCCAGCACUGCUUGGGGCUUGCUUCUGGCUCUGCACUCAGGUGUGCCUCUUGGGGACUCGAGCACCAUCUCAGGUGCCAGAGAUCUAACCUGGGUUGACUGUGUGCAAGGCCGGCGCCCUCCCCGCUGUACAGUCCUCCGACCUGGGAAGAGGCUUUUCUUUUUAAAAAAAAAAAUUUUUUUUUUAUUAGAAAAUCGCUGUGAUGUACAGUUACAAACUUAUAAACUUUUGUGUUUGCAUUUCACUCAUACAGUGAUCCCAUCCCUCCACCAAUGCCCAUUCACCUCCACCAACCCCACCCUGCCUCUGGGGCAGGCCUUCCCUUUUGUUCUCUCUCCUUUUGGGUAUUGUAGUUUGCAAUAGAGGAACUGAGUGGCCUUCAUGUUCAGGCUAUAGUCUACUUUCAGUUCGCAUCUUCCAACCCGAAUGGGUCAUCCCAGCAUCGUCUACUUGGUGUUCCCUUCUCUGUCUGAGCUGCCUUUCCCCCCCAGCAUGCGAGGCCAGUUCCCAAGCUGUGGGGCAGACCCCCUGGUCGGGAAGAGGCUGUUCUGAUGGAAUGGUUCCGGUUUGGUGCAGGAAAGUGCAGUGCCGCCCUGGUCACGUAUUUACUAUCAGCUCCAGCUGCUCCCUCUCGGAGCCACCCAUGUCUGUUCCUGUGUCUGCUUCUGGGUCUCGGUCUCCUGAUGGCGCCCGGCAGCCCAUGCACGGGUCCACCCUUGGGUGCCUCCAGAGAGUUGGCUGGAGGCAGCCGUUUUCGAAGCCCCUCACCAGUGGGUCACCAGCAGCAGCUCCAGGGCAAGAAGGGAGUUCUGGGUGGCACCAGAUCCAAAUUCUGCUGGACUCCUGUUGAUUAAGGGCGAGUUCGGGGAGUUCGGGGCCCUCCCAGGGAGAUGGGUCAUCACUUUUUAUGAGGCCACAUGUCCGGAGGAGACAGGCGGGGGCGGGGGCGGGGGCGGGGGGAUUUGCUAACUGCCAAGUCCUUGGGGGGUGGACACCUUGUCUCAGUUAAGCUGUAAAGAUGGAAGACGGACUCAGAGGAGCGGUCCCAGGAAACAUCCUGCACUUCCUGCUCGACCCCAGUUGUCAGACGGGCAGCGUGGGGGGUAACCGCGUUCAGUGUCACUCUGCUGACGCAGUCUUCUGUUCCGGAGGGGCUGCAGCCCUCACCGCUGGGGUUGAUUCCAGUGGUGCCGAGCCCUGGGUGCGAAGCCCGCGCUCCCUUGCCGUGGGGCUCUCUCUGGCCCCGUGACUGCCUAGUCUGUGUAGGAGCUAAGAACUGGCUCAUUAAACUCCACAACGGUCCAGAAAGCAAUGAUUUGGGGAUUUGGGCAGGGACUAGUUUCCUGUUCUCACCUUGCUGCCUGCUUCAGCUUACAGUCUUGGCAGAGGCAGGGGUGGCCGAGGGGAGGGGUAAUUGUGAAUAAUGGCGCGUCCCUUAACUCACCUGCCACCUGGAGAUCCUUCCACACCGAGCGCAAGACGGAGCCGGCCACCGGCUUCAUCGAUGGAGACUUGAUUGAGAGUUUCUUGGAUAUCAGCCGUCCCAAGAUGCAGGAGGUGGUGGCGAACCUACAGUACGACGACGGCAGCGGGAUGAAGCGCGAGGCCACUGCCGAUGACCUGAUCAAGGUGGUGGAGGAGCUCACGCGGAUCCAUUAGCCAAGGGCCAAGCGCCCCCGGCCCCCGGCCCCGCCUGAAGGCUUUGCCCGCCCGCUGUCCUCCCCCUCUGCCCUCGCGUCUUCGCCUUGGGAACCCUGUCCCUCCGCCACGGCCCCAGAAGCCACGGGGCACCUUUGUGAGAAUGGGGGUUUCUUAGAACUAAAGCCAGUUCACCGGAGACCUGGCAGUGGGCUGACGGUGACAUCCUUCCCCCUGGGGUUUGGUACCAGUCACGGGACUCCAGCUGUCCCCUCGGACCCCCGGCCUUAUUGGUGUUGCCCGCCGCCCCCUUCCCGGGGAGGGCUGUGCUGCUCGGGCCGAAAGGAAGCUCUGGGUGUGAGUGUGUCCCGCUCUCGCACGGCCCGCCACUCUGUUUAGGCCGGGCUUGUGGGGAGACGGGGGGUCCGGGGGACGGGGGCGGGAGGGGUCGCUGUCUUUGAGGUGCGAGCUUCCUUAUACUUUCUUCGAUGGCCUCUGAGCGCUUUGGGGUCCGAGUGUAAAACCUGGGGAUGGUAGAUGAGCCCCAAGCCACAGCCUCUCUGUCUCUGGGGGAACUGCCUCCUUCCGAGGGAAGGAGGCGGAGGGCGUGAAUUGGUUGUUAGUUUCUGAGUUUUACCAAAUAAAGUAGACUCUAAGACGA
Molecule: messenger RNA, 5791 nt
Organism: Sorex araneus (European shrew)
Lineage: Eukaryota; Metazoa; Chordata; Mammalia; Eulipotyphla; Soricidae
Gene: DDB1
Product: damage specific DNA binding protein 1
Exons: 26
Coding region: 136-3375 (1079 amino acids)
Biological process (GO): proteasome-mediated ubiquitin-dependent protein catabolic process; DNA repair
Cellular component (GO): nucleus; site of double-strand break
Molecular function (GO): protein binding; nucleic acid binding
Source: RefSeq, a predicted model, not a curated record